Ornithorhynchus anatinus (platypus) is the source of this 1727-nucleotide messenger RNA. RefSeq names its product phospholipid scramblase 3 (gene PLSCR3). Gene Ontology annotation, molecular function: phospholipid scramblase activity. Bases 70 to 936 code for a protein of 288 amino acids. The transcript is spliced from 8 exons. Gene Ontology annotation, biological process: plasma membrane phospholipid scrambling. NCBI's taxonomy places the organism in Eukaryota, Metazoa, Chordata, Mammalia, Monotremata, Ornithorhynchidae. The record is from RefSeq and is a predicted model, not a curated record. Gene Ontology annotation, cellular component: plasma membrane.
GGGCGGGGCUCGGAGUCGGCGACGCCGCCGGGGCUCGGCUGCAGGGCCUGCCGCCCCGGAACCCGGUGGAUGCCCCCGAUGGCAGGUUAUGUGCCCAAGGGGUACUCGUCACCCCCCUAUCCUGCCGCCCCGGUCCUGUACCCCGAGCCCCCGGCUCCCCCGGGCCCCGGCUUUUCCCUGUUCCCCUCCCCGGGAGCCCCCGCCCCGCCCGAACCAGUGGCCCCCAGUGGCCCCUACCUGCCCCUCGGUACCCACGUCCCCCCGGGGCUCGACUGCCUCAUCCAGAUUGACCAGAUCUUGAUCCACGAGAAGGUCGAGCAGGCGGAAGGUUUCCUGGGCCGCCGGAGCUGUCGCCGCUACGAGCUGUGCGGGGGUCCGGGCUGGGGGCCGCUGCAGGCGGCGGAGGAGUCGGCCCUGUGUGCCCGGCUCUGCUGCGGGACCCGUCGCCCCCUCCGGGUCCGGGUGGCCGACGCCUCCGCCCGUGAGGUCCUGCGGCUCAGCCGCACGCUGCACUGCGGAGCCUGCUGCUUCCCCUGCUGCCUCCAGGAGCUGGAGGUGCAGGCCCCCCCGGGCACCACCAUCGGGCACGUCCUGCAAACCUGGCACCCCUUCGUGCCCAAGUUCUCCAUCCAGAACGCCGAGCGCCAGACGCAGCUGCGCGUCGUGGGGCCCUGCUGGACGUGCAGCUGCGGGAGCGACACCAACUUUGAGGUGAAGACGAAGGACGAGUCGCGGAGCGUGGGGCGGAUCAGCCGGGACUGGGGCGGGCUGGAGCCCGGGGCCGCCAGCCGCACGGACGACUUCGGCCUGCAGUUCCCGCUCGACCUGGACGUGCGCGUGAAGGCGGUGCUGCUGGGGGCCGCUUUCCUCAUCAACUACAUGUUCUAUGAGAAGACAGGAGAAAAGAUCUCAGACUCCCCAGGCGUCACCAGUUAGAGAAUCUCCUCUCCGGGUCCAUCCGAGACAACCGAGAUGGCCGCCGCCCACCUGACCCGGCUCCACGACCCGAGACGGGCCCGCCCGCCAUCCGUCCGCGACGGUGGCUCCCCGAGGAAACCAAAGAGCUGGAUCUGACUGUUGAGGCCCUAAGGUCGCGGAUGGGUCCAAAUGGUGGGGAAACUGGGCUGGAGCUUGGAGCUCCAGGGGCCCUCCUGUUUCUCAGGGCCGGGGGCCGGGUAUAUGCUGCAUGCGCUCAUUGCUAAGGGUCUUUGUAUCGGGACCCUUCCCCUCACCGCGCCUCCCUGACCCCUUCCAUGGGUUCUUCCCAUUCUCUUAGUCAUCCAUGAUGGCCACCCCCCACUGCCCUGGUAUCUGAGGUGGUAGAGGAGACUCCUGCCUCCUCUGUCUCCCUCCGCCUCUUCUCUCUCCCCUCAUACCUCUAUCCCCUCUGAACCUUCCAACCGCUCUCGGUCCCCGUCACCCGUUUCCUUCUCCUCUUCUGUAAUCAGAGGGGUCGGCGAGUCCACUCAGCUCGUCACCACCCACGGAGGAAAGUGCCUUCAGCAUUCAGGGACUUCUCAGAUGCUCCCGUCAGGGGUCACCCUGCCCUCGGAGGCUGAGUCGGUGCCCGCCCCGCCCCUCCCAACUCUUCCUAACUGGUGCUCACUGCAGCUUCCCGUGUGCCUUAUUUAACUGCCCCCCUCAGCCGAGCCCUGCCAUGCCAAAGGCUGAUGGAGGGGGAACGUAUCUUUGUAUCGCAUAUAAACGUUUUAACUUUUUGGAUGUCG